This is a messenger RNA of Anguilla anguilla (European eel), 801 nucleotides long. It is a transcript of the gene hopx, whose product is annotated as HOP homeobox. Lineage: Eukaryota; Metazoa; Chordata; Actinopteri; Anguilliformes; Anguillidae. Bases 285 to 527 code for a protein of 80 amino acids. The transcript is spliced from 3 exons. Gene Ontology annotation, biological process: regulation of transcription by RNA polymerase II; cell differentiation. The record is from RefSeq and is a predicted model, not a curated record. Gene Ontology annotation, molecular function: DNA binding. Gene Ontology annotation, cellular component: nucleus.
UUACAGGUGCAGCGACUGAACGCGGAGAGCGUUACCCCUGCGUGACGUCACCAAGCAAACAUUGCGAUAGGGAAAGCUACUGUAGCGUACAGUUGUUGUAGCUCCGUACUUCGAACGACGCGAACGCACCUAGAGGAGCUGCGAAUCGUUGCCGCUGUUGUUUACUUCUUAAACAAGGGCGUUUUGCAUGGGAUCUACGAUCGGGGAGUGAAAAUCAUUCGGAGCGUCCGCAACAAAUCUUGUUUGGCUACUUCUACUUUUUUGCUGUUUUUGUUGGAAAAGAAAUGGCUUCAGUUGGAAGAAAUGGAGAUGGUAUGGCAAGCAUACAUUUAGAAGAGGACCAGGUCAAAAUUCUGGAGGGUCAUUUCACCAGAGUUAGCAAGCAUCCAGACCAGGCGACGCUCAUGUUGAUAGCAGCAGAGUGCGGACUAUCCGAGGCAGAGACAGCGAAAUGGUUCAGGCUACGCAAUGCCCAGUGGAGACAGGCCGAGGGUCUGCCAGCUGAACUGGGAUCAGUGAAGGACUAAGAUGGGGUGAAAGUGCCAGUCUGCCGUGGCCGUUUCUUGCUGACCCAAUAACAGGCAGGAAAGGAGGACUGGAGUCUUGACUUCAUGUAGUUCUCUCCUUCCUGUAUCUAAGCUCUUUGCUCAUUCGCUGAAUGUGAUCUGUUUGUAAGUCUCCUUGUUUUUUAUUUUUUUAUUUUAUUACUUUAUAGCUGGUUUGGCUCAUUUUGUACCAAUGUAACCAAUAUGUUUACAUAAAUAAAUAUAUAAGAAAAUAAAUAUAUCAUUAUAACUCAAA